UCGCUUUCCUCAGGUCUCAAACCAUAGUAGGUGUCGAGCGCCCCCUCUGGGUGAAGCUCGGUAAUGAGCAAAUAAAUAGUGUGGCUGAGGCUCGAACCCAGUGCCUCGUGCAUGCUAGGUGAGCGCUCUACCACUGAACCCCAGCCCCAGCCCCCAGAGUGUGGUUUUCAAAACUCCUCUCCUUCAAGUACCUAUCGGUCUUAUUUUUCAAGUGAUAAAGCUGCCGAAAGUGCACUGGACCGUGGGAUCAGGACACGUUCAUGAAGGGUCGUGGGGUGCCUGUCGCCGCCUCCUCACACCCGGGUCGUGGAAGGGUCGAGUUUUGGUGCGCAAGCUCCCGGCUGAACUGAACUACGGCGUCCGGGCUGGGCCGCGGAGUUCCGCGGAAAUCCUUCCCCUUCAGCCAAUCACUGCUUGAGGCCCUCCCGCGUUGCCGGAAAGAGCUGUAGCCCCGAGCAACUACGACGUCUGGCUUUCUGAAUUUGGCGGCGGGAAAGGCCAUGAGUAAAUCCCGGGCAGAAGCUGCGGCGGGAGCCCCAGGCCUCCUCCUGAAGUACCUGCAGGAGCAGAACCGGCCCUAUAGCGCCCAGGAUGUAUUCGGGAACCUGCAGAAGGAACACGGUCUGGGCAAGGCGGCGGUGGUGAAGGCGCUGGAGCAUUUGGCCCAACAAGGCAAGAUCAAAGAGAAGAUGUACGGCAAGCAGAAGAUCUAUUUUGCGGAUCAGAACCAGUUUGAAAUGGUGAGUGAUUCUGACCUUCACAGCCUGGAUGCCAAAAUCGUGGCCCUCACUGCCAAGGUGCAGAGCUUGCAGCAGAGUUGCCGCCACAUGGAGGCUGAGCUGAAGGAGUUAACUAGUGCCCUGACUACUCCGGAGAUGCAGAAAGAGAUCCAGGAGUUAAAGAAGGAAUGUGCUGGCUACCUAGAGAGAUUGAAGAACAUCAAAGCUGCCACCAACCAUGUCACUCCAGAGGAGAAAGAGCAGGUAUACAGAGAGAGGCAGAAAUACUGUAAGGAGUGGAGGAAGCGGAAGAGAAUGGCAACAGAGCUAUCCGAUGCAAUCCUUGAAGGCUACCCUAAGAGCAAGAAGCAAUUCUUUGAGGAAGUUGGGAUAGAGACAGAUGAAGAUUAUAAAGUCACACUCCCAGAUCCCUGAGGGGGCCCUCUGUGAAAACUUGAGGAUGGAAACAGAGAUGCUAGGACUGGCCACUUUUGUUUAGAAUGGCUUUUUUUUGUUGGUUCCUGCUGCUCUUCACCUUGGAGAAUAGUGAGAAGAGAAGGCACUAGCCCAGUGCAUUGGGAAGAGGGAGGGCUGGUGGCCAGGAAAGGAUGGUCACACUCAUUUCAUUUUCCACAUUUUAACAACUUGGACUUAACAUGCACGCUUAGAAUGAAGCUAAAAAGAAAGCAUUUUAUAAUAUUUAUUGUGAUAUAAUUUGAUAUAAAAAUAUUUAAUGUCCUCUGAAUAUUCAAACCUCCCAGACAUCAAACCUGAAGAAAGCAGCAGGGAGUUUGGGAAAUAAGGUACAGAGAGGCUGCUAUACCUCAGCAUUUGAGGAGCCUAAGACAUCCCCCAGUACUUUCAUCCCAGGACACAUUUUGAUUAUUUCCUGUACCCAUUCCCCCCCACUCCUAAGUCCUGGGAGAAGUGCAGACAGCACUGGGUGAUGAUAGAGAGACUGGACAGAAAGACUGAGGUGGUUUUGAGGCCCAGAAAAUUUUCCAAGAUUGUAACUGUAGUGAAGUUGCAUUGUUGAUAUUUAGAAAAAUAAAAAAUUUCAAGUUUGUA
Molecule: messenger RNA, 1787 nt
Organism: Ictidomys tridecemlineatus (thirteen-lined ground squirrel)
Lineage: Eukaryota; Metazoa; Chordata; Mammalia; Rodentia; Sciuridae
Source: RefSeq, a predicted model, not a curated record